Molecule: messenger RNA, 1143 nt
Organism: Gilbertella persicaria
Lineage: Eukaryota; Fungi; Mucoromycota; Mucoromycetes; Mucorales; Choanephoraceae
Product: S-adenosyl-L-methionine-dependent methyltransferase
Exons: 4
Coding region: 70-999 (309 amino acids)
Biological process (GO): tRNA methylation
Cellular component (GO): tRNA (m1A) methyltransferase complex
Source: RefSeq, a predicted model, not a curated record
AUAACGGGGCGCGUCGAGUCGAUUCAAGUACCGUUUCGAGAUCUAUUUUUUUUUUCCUUUUCUUCAAUCAUGAUGAUCUUGAAAAGCUCAACAUGUGGCAUGUUAAGUAGAUCAUGUAGACAAAUAAGAUCUUUUUACACUUUUGAACAAGGAGACUUUUGCAUGCUUCGUCAACUGAAGUCAAGCAAAAAGAUCUUUGUCGGUCCUCUUGAACAGGCAGGCACAAGAAGCCUUCGAGGUGGUGUUGUAGCUCACGAUGACAUUAUUGGAAAAAAGACAAGAUCUAUUCUUAACACACAGGAUGAAAGCUUUAAAUAUAUGGCGCAUUUCCCCACAUUGGAAGAGUAUGUGACAAAUGUGCCAAGAGCAUGUACGCCAAUUUAUCCUAAAGAUGCUGCUACUAUUGUACAAAUGUUAGAUUUGGAACCUGGACAUUCUGUGCUUGAAGCAGGCACAGGAAAUGGAUCAUUAACACUUUAUAUGGCAAGAGCAGUGGCAGGUAAUUCUGCAGGUCGCAUUGAUACAUUUGACAUUCGAGAAUCCCAUUCAAACACAGCUAAAAAGCAUGUUGAACGCUAUGCUCGAGGAAGAUACAGCCCACAUGUCUCUUUUCAUAUUGGUGCAGUAGCUGACCAACUUCCUCUGUUGAUGGAACCAAAAGAGCAAUAUGAUGCAAUUGCCCUUGAUAUGCCUGAACCCAACGAUCAAAUACCUCGACUCUUGCCUUAUUUAAGAAAUGAUCGAUUCAUUGUGUGUUAUUUACCCAAUAUGACACAGGUACUUACUCUAGCAGAAAAGAUUCUUGAUUUACCUUUGGUGAUGGAAGCAUGUAUUGAGGCAGAAUGGAAAGAAUGGGAAGUAAGAGCGACACAUAUCAGAAGUCGUCAACCAUCAGAAGAAAUCAAGCCAGAUGCUUGGGUAUGCAGACCAAAAAAUUUUGAUGUCAAAGGUCAUACUGCUUUCCUUGUCAAGUUACGAAAAUCCGCUUCUGCUCAAUAAAAAAAAACAAUAACAAACAAGAUUCUUUUGUAUAGCAAAUCAAAAUCAAGCAUUUUUUAUCCAAGUUACACAACGAUUCGAUUUAAAUCUGGCUUUGUGUCAAUUUUUUUUUUUUUGUUUCUUCAAGUAUAUAUUUUCUUUCCC